AUAUAUAUCUCAUAUUGUCAGUGAAUUUAUUUCCGCUGUGUUCUGGUUCAUAACCCAAUGUGUUUUCCUCUUCAGCUAGCUGUGUAUCCUAAGCUUCUUACCCUAAUUUAGCUUCAGCUAACUUAGAGAUAGCUAGCUACUCCUCCAAGCGUUUGUUUGUUAUUCAAGCCUCUUAUACGAACAGUUAAAUGUGGUUAACGGUAGUGUUCGUUACCACAUAAAAGAUCUAACAGCAUUCCCUUCACAUUGUUUAGUAUAUUAAUUCAUGAUACACGAGAAAGCGAAGUGUCUUAUGACUAAAUGCUAACAUUAAAGUUUGCUAUGUAGCUCUAUAAUGUUAUCCCUGUUAAAUCAAUGCACUAUGUUCAGGAUAACGUGAACGUCACCUACUUAUUUACUUAGCUAACGUUAUCUGAGUUAGCUAGAUAUGCAAACGUUACUUAGUCAUCGAUGCCUUUUUCAUACUUUGGGUAUAUCGAGUGUAGUAUUAUUUGUAAUCAGUGUUCUGUUAGGUGGUGUAACGUUAAUUAGCUAUCCCAGUCAUAAAGUUGCUAUUUGUUUGUGCGCUCUGUAGUUAAUGUGAGUUACCUAACCAAGGGAUAAUGACAUACACUGAAUUAUCCAUGGUAGCGAAGAUUCUUGGAUUUCGUUGCAGUAUGGUUGGCCUUGUAUUUGAGAAUGCCGGUUGAGCUUGAGAUGAAAGAAAGGCUUGAUGUAGUCUUUAAGAAGUAUGACAUUCCUCCUGUGGUGAAGAAGAAGGUGAAAAAGAAACCUGAUGAGCUCCAGGAAAAUAUUGUGCUUGAAACCUUAAAGAAAAACCUUGAUUUGACCAAAGGCACAGAGGACCAUGAGACCAUCCUCCAUAACACUUUCGACCCAGCACAGGGCAGCCCUCGCUUUACCAAGAACAAGCGCCGGGAGUGGGAGGUGUCCGAGAAAGCCAACGUCAGCAGCAGCAGCGCCCACGGCCAACCCGUCCUCACCAGAGUCAAGAAGAAGAGCAACAAGAGGAACUUGCCAGUACCUCCCAGCCAUGAUGUAGCCCGGGUCAGCGACCAGGACGACUGGAAUACCAGGAGGUCAGAGUUGAACGCAGCUCAGGUGUACGAUGAGGGUGGUAAAGGGAAAGGCAAACAAGCGAAGAAAGGGAGGAUCAAAGGAGAAGAGGGGGCGAGAGGAGGGGUGGAUGCAGACGAUGAGCUCCUGCAGGAGUAUCAGCAGCAACUCAGCCAGGAGGAGGCGCUCUCACUGAGAGCAGCAGCAGGCCCCAGCUUUAACACCAGAGCAGAGGGCCUGCUAAACAACGAGCUGGGCAAGAAGAGGAAGAAGAAGAAACAGCUGAAGUCGACUGAGGGGGAGAUCAGUGCCCUGCAGGAGGAUGCCCAGGAGAGCAGGAAGCCUUGGCAGUCUGACCAGGAGGUUACCGAGGCCGACGUAGAAUCGCUCAAGGCCAAAGGCAAGAAGAAGAAGAAAAGAAAAGAAGUACUGACCGAGGAUAGCCAGACAGAGAUCGAUCUCCCCGCACGUUCCAUGUUUGAUGACAGCCUGGUGCUGGGAGUCUACAUUCACCGCUCUGACCGGCUGAAGACAGACCUGCUGGUGUCUCACCCCAUGGUGAAGGUCCAUGUGGUGGAUGAAGCAACCAACCAGUAUGUGAAGAAGGAGGACGCGAACCGGCCAGUCUCCUCCUUCUAUGAGCGUGACAGCGUGGACCACAUCCUGCCCAUCAUGACUCAGCCCUUCGACUUCAAGAAGCGGAAAUCCACCGUACCUGAGUGGGAGGAGCAGAUCAUCUUUAACGAGCGCUUUGGCUACCUCCUGCAGGAAGAGCGUGAGGCGCCGAGGGUAAUCCUGUUUUUCGAGAUCCUGGAUUUCAUGAGCAUGGAGGAGGCAAGAGCUCAUACCAAUGCUGAUCAGCAUGAACGAGGAUUCAGAAAAAUAGCUUGGGCCUUUUUGAAGCUUGUAGGAACCAAUGGAGUCAUGAACAUUGAUAGCAGGCUGAGGCUGCAGCUCUACAGUGUUCCCCCCAGGGCCAAGAAGAUGCCCAACACCAUUGAGGUGGUGGAGUGGUGGCGGAAAUUCCCCAGGACAAGAUACGCCUCCACCCUCUACAUCACUGUGAAAGGUCUCAAGCUCCCUGACCAUGUGGAUCCCAGCAUGCGCUCCAUGAUGGCCCUACAACAGGAGCGAGGCAGCACCUCCUACAGUGAGCUGCAGAGUGAGAUCACCAGGCGGACCAACAACCAGCUGCUGGACAGCAAACACAACAUCAUCAAAUGGAAUCGCCUGCCUGGACAGGUGUGCCGGAUUCCCAACAAGCCCAUGCUGGCGUUCCGAGGGGGACAGAUGGGCUGCUUCACCCUGCGCUUCUCCCACGACGGCCUCAUGCUGGCAGCCGCCUGUGCAGACAAAGACGCCUACCCUGUCGUUGUGUAUGAGAUUCCUUCUGGCAAAGUCCUGACUUCCUUCAAUGGCCACCUGAGCCUCGUGUAUGACCUGUGCUGGUCUAAAGAUGACUGCAGUCUGCUGUCUACAUCCUCAGAUGGAACCGUCAGGUUGUGGGAUGUCGAGAGGUUUGAGAGCAUGGCUCAGAAGAUCCUGCCCCACCCCUGCUUCCUCUACUGUGCCCAGUUCCACCCCUCGGCACAGAACCUGGUGGUGACGGGUGGCUUUGACUGCCUGCUCCGGGUUUGGGACGUGGAUGUGGAGGAUGUCAACGGCCACCUUCUGACGGAGUGUGAGGGCCACAAGGCCUUCGUCAAUGCCCUGUGUUUCGACCAAGAAGGGUGCCGGAUGUUUUCUGGGGACAACGCAGGCGUCAUCAUAGAGUGGAAUGUAACCGUGGGUGACAAAUCCAGCCAGUUUCCAACUCGCUUCUGGAGAAUUGAGAGGGAGAUCAAAGAAGCUGACCUGGAAGGAGUCCCCAUCAACAGUCUAGAAGUGCACCCCAAUGGGCGCCGUCUCCUCAUCCAAGCCAAAGACAGCACCAUCCGUAUUAUGGAUUUGAGAUUACUGGCAGUGAAGAAGUUCACUGGUGCUACAAACUACCGGGAGAGGAUUCAGAGCACCCUUACGCCCUGCGGUAGCUUCAUCUUCUCUGGGAGCGAGGAUGGCCUGGCCUACGUGUGGAAUGCCGAGACUGGGGACCAAGUGGCGGUGUACUCUGAGCUCAGUUAUCCCACUGCUUUAAGGACUGCCGUUUUUCACCCGUAUGAGAACAUGGUGGCUUUCUGUGCCUAUGGCCAAAGCCAGCCCGUCCACCUGUACCUAUAUGACCACAAAGUGGCCCAGCUGGAGGUGGAGGGCAUGAAGGCCCUGAGAAAAACGGGUCCGGCGGACAACAAGAACCUGGCGGCAUUCGAGGACCCCAGCGCCUCGGCCAUGGACCGCUUUGCCAGCGCCGCGCGAGUCUCCCUCAAGCUGCAGCGUCUUCAGGAGACACUGGACUCUGUUCGGGAGCCAUAUCGAAACACAGCUGGAGCAGACUUUCUCUAUAACCAAGGGGGGCUGUCCAACAUGGGGAGGAGUCUCGCCCAAGAGAUGGGCCUGGGCGCAUCUCUGCCUCCUCCUGCUCUUCUCUCUCCACACUCUCAGCUGCAGAUCUCCGUCCCGCUGGCAGCUCAACUCCUCCCUCAGGCGGCCGCUGCCACACAAGGCCGAGGGUUCAGUCCAGUGGGCCAGUCUCUCAGACACACUCCUUCUCUGAUGCUCAUGAGGGGAAGCGCUGGAUUUCCUGAGUCAUCAAACCUGUCAGUAGACGCAGACGUUCCUGUCCGUCAAACGGUGGUGUCCCUGUACGACUACACGGCCAACCGCUCCGAUGAGCUGACGGUGCGGCGGGGCGAUCUCAUCAACGUGCUGUACAAAGACAACGACAGCUGGUGGUUUGGCCAGGUGGCCAGUGGUCAACAGGGUUACUUCCCCGCCACCUAUGUGGUGGACGAGAAGACUUUUGACGAGGAGCUGUCACAGGUCAUUGAUGCACAGCCCAUGAUCCAGCAGGAGGGGGCGCUGUCAGAGAGAGCAACACCGACCAGGAUGUCAGCAGCCAUCAGUGGCUCGGGUGAGCUGAGGAUCCUCUCUGAGCAAGACACCGAGCCGGAGCAGUCCUCGAGCAGACUUAAAGGCAAGAAGAUGAUGAAGAAGAAGGUGAAAAGGCGGGAGGCCGUCACGGCAUCCUCUGAUUCUGAGGGCCCGCGGACAGGAAGCCGCAGGAGGAGGCCCCUCCCACCAUUAGGGAAGUCCAAUGAGGCUUUUGAACCCGACCCCAACUCCACAGGGGCGGGGCCACAAUAAGGUGAUGAGUGAGGGUGACGCCUCUGAAUCGCUAUGCCUCCAAAAACUGUUCCCCCUCUCAGGACACCAGACAUUUAUUUUUUAAAUAUUUUUUACUGUACAACUUUGUCUGAAGAUUUAGAAAAUGUAGUCAACGCACACUAUGACAAAUUGUAGGUAAGCAUUAAUUUGUUCUUUAAAAAGUAAGGAGCUUUAUUUACAAACCUGCUGGCCGGUGAUAGACAGGUCUUAAGAUGGAAGGAAGAUAUUUGGACUUUUAAUAGAUUUCAUACAAGAACAGUUGAGAGGAAGUAGUAAUGGUACCACAGGUUCCUCAGAAACACUGAGUUUACAGCAUGGAUGUGGGCAUUGUGUCUACUCUGGGUGGCGCUGUUGAAUUCAUAUUUGAGGGACAUCACAGAAAGUAUCAGGAAGGGUGGGCUUCACUGAACUCCCAGCUGAAGGGCCGAGCCUACAGGUAAUAUGGUUAUGAAUGUGUGCUCACUUGUGUGUUUGGCCAACUUAAAUUAAAAGUAUUUUUGUACCAAAUGAAGAUUUUAUGAGUAGUGUUGCCAAGAGAUCUGCUUUAUUCUUGCAUACAUGAUUUUUGUAGGAUGUAUUUUGUAACCGUCUGUGUCAAGUGUUCUGUUUAAUACUAUUUAUAUGUGAAUACAUAUCAUUUGUUUAAAACUAUGUUCAUGGUCUGUAUCAUAUCAACAUGCAUAUAAAUAUGUGUACUUCUAAUCUACACUAUAUGUGUACACUAAAAUAUUUGAAGUCA
Clupea harengus (Atlantic herring) is the source of this 5056-nucleotide messenger RNA. It is a transcript of the gene ahi1, whose product is annotated as Abelson helper integration site 1. Bases 679 to 4296 code for a protein of 1205 amino acids. Gene Ontology annotation, cellular component: ciliary basal body. The transcript is spliced from 27 exons. The record is from RefSeq and is a predicted model, not a curated record. Gene Ontology annotation, molecular function: protein binding. Lineage: Eukaryota; Metazoa; Chordata; Actinopteri; Clupeiformes; Clupeidae. Gene Ontology annotation, biological process: motile cilium assembly.